This is a messenger RNA of Pneumocystis jirovecii RU7, 339 nucleotides long. RefSeq lists its product as uncharacterized. Gene Ontology annotation, cellular component: membrane. The transcript is spliced from 5 exons. Bases 1 to 339 code for a protein of 112 amino acids. The record is from RefSeq and is a predicted model, not a curated record. NCBI's taxonomy places the organism in Eukaryota, Fungi, Ascomycota, Pneumocystomycetes, Pneumocystales, Pneumocystaceae.
AUGGAUAAUAAAAAAUAUAAUGUUGCACAUGCAAAUUACAAGGAUAUGGAUCCUUUUACUAAUAUUCUUACUGGAACAUUGUUUAUUGGUGGUUUAGCUGGAUAUAUUCGUGCACGAAGUAUACCGAGUCUUAUUGCAGGUAUUGUUCUAGGAACUAUGUAUGGAUAUAGCAAUCUUUUAAUUCGAAAUAAUAUAAUCGGUGGUUAUGAGCUUUCACUUUUUUCAUCUCUUCUGCUUUCUGGAAGUUCUAUAGCACGUCUUUGUAAAGUUGGUAUUAAACCUGUACCAAUUGUAUUGGGAACAAUAGGUGUUUUAGCUACAGUAAGAUUGGGGCUCUAA